CCUAGCUUUUAAGCACCCAUGUCCAUGGCAACCCUCGAUAACCCUCCCAUUUUUGUUUCCAAAAUAGCCAUAAUAGGGGCUGGAGUAAGCGGAAUAGCCGCCACCAAACAACUAUCCCAUCACAACCCUAUUGUUUUUGAGGCCACAAAUUCCAUUGGUGGGGUUUGGAGGCAUUGUUCCUACAAUUCUACUAAGCUUCAGUCACAUAGACGUGACUAUGAGUUCAGUGAUUUCCCUUGGCCUGAAAGGGAUAAUCCGGAGUUCCCUACCCACAUGGAGAUUUUGGAUUAUUUGUAUUCCUAUGCUGAGCACUUCGAUGUGCUCAAGCAUAUCAGAUUUAACUCCAAGGUGGUGGAAAUUCGGUAUGUUGGGGACCAAGAAUAUGCCUCUGAUUUUAGAAAUCCACCUAGUGAAUUUGGAACCCCACUCCCUGGUCGUCCUGUAUGGGAACUGGCUGUCCAGACCAAUCAAUUAGACACCAUUCAGUGGUACGCCUUUGAGUUUAUAGUGGUUUGCAUCGGAAAAUAUGGUGACAUACCGAAGCUUCCAGAAUUUGCAUGCAACAAAGGCCCUGAAGUGUUCAAGGGUAAGGUCCUGCACACUCUUGAUUACUGUAAACUUGACCAGGAGGCUGCAACUAAGCUUCUCAAGGGAAAGAAGGUUGUGGUCGUUGGUUUCAAAAAAUCAGCUAUUGAUUUAGCCAUGGAGUGUGCAAAGGCAAACCAAGGACCUGAAGGGAAACCUUGCACCAUGGUAGUAAGGACUACACAUUGGAUAGUUCCCCAUUAUUGGAUUUGGGGAUUGCCAUUUUCCAUGUUCUACUCGACAAGAUCUUCUCAGUUCCUCCACGAAAGACCUAAUCAAGGUUUACUCAAGGCCAUUCUGUGCUUCCUAUUAUCCCCAAUGAGAAGUGGAAUUUCAAAGUUUAUUGAAUCCUACUUGCUUUGGAAACUCCCAUUGGAGAAGUAUGGACUGAUACCAGAGCACCCCUUCGAGGAGGAUUAUGCAACUUGUCAAAUGGCUAUUGUGCCCGAAAAUUUCUUCUCUGAGGCUGAUAAGGAAAAAAUUGUCUUCAAAAAAACAUCAAAUUGGUCCUUCUGGAGUGAAGGAAUUCAAUUUGAAGACGACUCUAAACUUGAGGCUGAUGUAGUGGUUCUUGCAACUGGUUUUGAUGGGAAGGAAAAGCUCAAAAGCAUCUUACCACAGCCUUUCAACAGCUUGUUAGAUUACCGAUCUGGGAUUAUGCCCUUAUAUAGGGGAACUAUCCAUCCAUUGAUUCCCAAUAUGGCCUUUGUGGGUUAUAUUGAGAGUGUAUCAAAUCUUGCCACUUCAGAGAUACGUUCCAUGUGGCUCGCUGCACUAGUAGACAAUAAAUUUAAGCUCCCUAGUGUUGAGAAGAUGCUUUCACAAACACUUAAGGAGAUUGAUGUUAUGAAAAGGUCAAGUAGGUUUUAUAAAAAGCAUUGCAUUUCAACUUAUUACAUCAACCAUAGUGAUGAAAUAUGUGAAGAUAUGGGUUGGAGUCCAUGGAGGAAAAGGAACUGGAUUACGGAAGCAUUCAGCCCCUAUAGCAGUAAAGACUACAUGAAAGAAGAUUGAGAAUAUAAUAAUCAUCCUAUACAUGCUUGCAUUUGGAUAAAAAAUCUAUAGUUGCAUUAAUAUAUAGUACGGAGAUAUGUAAGAAAAACAAGAGCAUGUGUCGUCUUAUCAAGUUAAGAAAUAUUCAAUGUUGUGUUUGUUUUAAAGUUUGUAAAAUUAUUUUUGAGAAAGUAAAUUUGAAAAUGUGACAUUUCCGUGU
Molecule: messenger RNA, 1798 nt
Organism: Cajanus cajan (pigeon pea)
Lineage: Eukaryota; Viridiplantae; Streptophyta; Magnoliopsida; Fabales; Fabaceae
Product: putative flavin-containing monooxygenase 1
Molecular function (GO): NADP binding; flavin adenine dinucleotide binding; N,N-dimethylaniline monooxygenase activity
Source: RefSeq, a predicted model, not a curated record